UACAAAACAACCACGACAGUUACUUGAGCUGCGACGCUUCGCAGCUCACAACAACCAAUAUCACCACAUAUAAUAAAUAAGCCAAACCGACGCAACCAUGUUCCCCACCAUGCGAACCGUGGCCCUCUUCGUGGUCCUCACCAUCUGUCUCAUCCAAUUGGUCCUCGCCGCAGAAGACUACUACAAGAUCCUAGGACUAGAUAAGUCCGCCUCGGAAAAGGACAUCAAACGCGCCUACAGACAUCUGAGCAAGAAGUUCCAUCCGGAUAAGAACCCAGGCGACGAAACCGCGCAAAAGAAAUUCGUCGAAAUCGCCGAAGCCUACGACGUGCUCUCCACGUCCUCCACCCGCAAGAUCUACGACCAAUACGGCCACGAAGGCCUCGAACAGCACCGCCAAGGCGGCCGACAAUCGCACGACCCAUUCGAUCUAUUCUCGAGAUUCUUCGGCGGCGGAGGCCAUUUCGGACAUGCGCCGGGACAUCGCCGGGGACCGGACAUGGAGCUCCGGGUCGGGUUACCGCUCAGGGAUUUCUACAACGGACGGGACUUCUCAUUCGGCAUUGAGAAGCAGCAGAUCUGCGAUGCGUGCGAGGGUACCGGGUCCGCGGACCGGGAGGUUGUCACCUGCGAUAAGUGCUCUGGACGGGGAAUGAUCAUCCAGAAGCACCAGCUCGCGCCGGGCAUGUUCCAGCAAGUGCAGAUGCAUUGCGAUAAGUGUGGCGGACAGGGCAAGAUGAUCAAGAAGCCGUGCCCGGUGUGUCAUGGCCACCGGGUUGUUCGCCGCGAGGUCGAGACACAUGCGACUGUGGAACCUGGAAUGGAUAAGGGGAUGCGACUGGUAUACGAGAACGAGGCCGAUGAGAGCCCCGACUGGAUUGCGGGCGACUUGGUGCUGAUUCUGGAGGAGAAGGAGCCGGAGCUAAGCGAUGCCGAGGAACAUCGUACGGAUGGGACGUUUUUCCGUCGCAAGGGCAAGGAUCUGUUUUGGAAGGAGGCGCUGUCGCUACGCGAGGCGUGGAUGGGCGAGUGGACGCGCAAUAUCACGCAUUUGGAUGGACAUGUGGUUCACUUAGGGAGGAAGCGCGGGGAGGUCGUGCAACCGUUGUCGGUGGAGACGAUUAAGGGUGAGGGUAUGCCGCAUUACUCGGAUGGUCAUCUUCAUGAUAAUGACGAUGAGGAUGAAGAGCCUGGGAACUUGUAUGUCGAGUAUGCGGUUAUCUUGCCGGAUGAGAUGGAGAGCGGCAUGGAGAAGGACUUCUUUGCCCUGUGGGAGAAGUGGCGUAAGAAGAAUGGAGUCGAUUUGGGUCGCGAUAGUGGGAGGCCUAUGCCUGCUCCGCCGGUGAAGGAUGAGUUAUGAUAGAUAUUUAUUGCUUAAUUCUUGCUCGCUUUCUCUCUCCCUCUAUCUUUCCCU
Messenger RNA from Aspergillus neoniger CBS 115656, 1414 nucleotides. RefSeq names its product putative DnaJ domain protein. NCBI's taxonomy places the organism in Eukaryota, Fungi, Ascomycota, Eurotiomycetes, Eurotiales, Aspergillaceae. The transcript has 2 exons. Gene Ontology annotation, cellular component: cytoplasm. Gene Ontology annotation, biological process: protein refolding. Gene Ontology annotation, molecular function: Hsp70 protein binding. The coding region runs from base 98 to 1360 and encodes 420 amino acids. The record is from RefSeq and is a predicted model, not a curated record.